GCAGGCGUGGAAGGAAAGGGCUACACAAACAAACAAAACCCACCCUGAGGCCUCCAGCUCUCCCCGCCCACCUUUACCUUCUGUGGGCUCUCCCCUCUCCCAGUCGCCCAGCUUUCCCCGCCCCCGUCUACGUCUGGGCACGUCCCCCUCGUGGUGCGGGCCACGCGGGGCCCUGCACUUAACCUCUGGCCGCCCGGCUCGAAGUUAGAGACUGGGAGAGCGCGGCCGGCGCGAGCACCUGGCGGCGGGGAGCAGAGGAAGGAGCCCGGGCCUGCGACCUCGGCCGGGCCGACGAUGACUUGCUACCGAGGCUUCUUCCUGGGCAGCUGUCGUCGCGUGGCGGGCGGCCGGGCGGCGGCUCUGAGGGCCCCGGGCGCGGAAGGCCCCUCGGCGCGGCCGCGGCUCGGCAGUGACUGCGGCGGCCGGCGGCACCUGGGGCACGGUCAGCCGCGCGAACUGGCGGGCUGUGGCAGCCGCCCCGACGGCGACUUCCGCCCGUCCCGGGUGGUGGUGGUGGCCAAAACCACCCGGUACGAGUUCGAGCAGCAGCGGUACCGUUAUGCAGAGCUCUCGGAGGAGGACCUGAAGCAGCUGGUGGGUCCCGGCUGGUCUCGUUGUGUCUGGGCUUGGCCCGACCGCGCGCGGGACGACCGUCCUUGCCCGAGGUGGCUAUGGAGGCAGCGAAUCAGGUUAUACCUUGAAGGGACCGGCAUAAACCCUGUCCCCGUGGACCUUCACGAACAGCAACUAAGUUUGAAUCAACAUAGUAGAGCCUUCAACAUUGAACGAGUCCAUGAUGAAAUUUAUCUUAGGAAUGAGGGAAUUGAGGUUCGUCUAGUAAAGAGGAGAGAAUAUAAUGAAGAAACUGUUCGAUGGGCAGAUGCUGUCAUAGCUGCAGGAGGUGAUGGCACAAUGCUUCUGGCAGCAAGUAAAGUCUUGGACAGACUUAAACCGGUUAUUGGAGUAAACACUGAUCCAGAGCGAUUUAAAAGAGGGAAUUCUAAAACAGUGUGUUCCAAUAACGUGACUAUGCUAAGGUCCGAGGCUUCAGGACCCCAGCUUUUGCCAGUGAGAGCACUGAAUGAAGUCUUCAUUGGGGAAAGCCUAUCAUCCAGGGCUUCCUACUAUGAGAUUUCAGUUGAUGAUGGUCCAUGGGAAAAACAGAAGAGUUCAGGGCUCAAUUUGUGUACUGGAACAGGAUCAAAGGCCUGGUGCAGCCUAAAUUUGGUCAUUACUUGGUCAUUAUUUAGCCUACUGCAUGAGUUAGGGUUUUUAAAGAAAAUAUUAUUUAGGGUUAAGAAAACUCAAUAUUUAAUGAAAUGUUGCUUUCUGCUUAGGGUUUGUGUUCGCUCUCGUUGUUGGGAUGCCUGUAUGGUUGUGGAUGGAGGAACUUCUUUUGAGUUUAAUGAUGGAGCAAUUGCCUCAAUGAUGAUCAACAAAGAAGAUGAGCUUCGAACUGUGCUUCUAGAACAGUGAAGGAUUUCCUCAGAUGACAAAGUUUGAUUACUGAAAAAAUACUUUUACUGCAGAAACAGACUACCGGUCAUAAAGCUACAGUUUUUGGUUAUUGUUGAGACUGGUUGCCCUUGGGCUCAAAGGUGACUAACAAAGUGAGAUUUGCAUUAUUCUUCUGUUGGAUUCUGAUGGAAAAGAUGUUCACUGUGUAAGAAAAUGGAUGGACUAAACUGUUUAGAAUUGAUACCAGGGAAAUUUCUAUAUUAAUGAUUGAUAUCCAAGAGUGCUGAUAUCUUUUUAAAUUUAGAGAGGUAGGUUCAAAUAAAGGAUUAAAUGUUUAGGAUUUGAAAUCUAACUUUUUUUCCUUCCCUUUCCUCCAAACUUUGUGGAAUUGGUCAGAACAAACGCAUAUCAUUUGAUUAGUAUAUAGUUUUUAUAGCACCUAAAAAUCAAGAUUUUUAAAAAAUGUUGAUGGAGAAUUUUGAUAAAUCCUGACAUUGACCUAACUGAAGUAGGUAAAUGUGUUUUUAUAUAUGCUAAGAAUUUUCUAAUUUCAGAACACAAUGGUAUUGUUAUGACUAUUAAUUUAAAAAGUUUAAAAUCAUUUUUGAAAUCAUAGUUUUCAUUUAAUUGACUUUAAGGUUAGUUUUGACAUUGCUGGGUGAAAUACAUAUAACUGGAGAAAGUCAUGAUGCUGUUACAAAUACACUAAUUAUCCAAUAGCUAUUUUAGGUCAUAGACUAUUUUUUUAAAAAUGAUUUGAGGCUAACAGAUUUCUUCCAUAUUUAAAACUCUAACAUGGAUUCAAAGACUAAAAGGAUGAACUGAUUAGACAUAUUGUUUGGUCAAACCUAUAAAAAUAUUUUCACCUAGCAUUAGAAGUAUUGUCUGAAAGAAAAUGGGUUCUUUAAUAAAUAUGCAAAACACAUUAGUUGUGAAAUUGCCCUACUUUUAAUAUCAUGGUAGUUUUCACCUAGCUCAUAUUCCAAGUUUCACACAUUAGCUGUGGAGGAUAAAAUGUUAUGGCUUGCCCUCCACACACACACCACUAUGAGAGUUCCUAUAUUUGGGGAGGAAAUUAUUUUUAUCUAAUUCUUGAUCUACUUAACACAUUAUCUUAGAAUUUUUACCAGAAGCACCUAUUGCUGCAUCAUGAGACCAUUGGUAUUCUCAUGCCAUUUAUUCAGAUUUGUAUGUUUUUUUCACUUACCAUUAAAAAGUUUUGUUCAGCCAUUGAAAUAUUUAUUGAAAAUCCAUUCUGUGCCAUGCUGUAUCAAGUGCUGAAUAUACACUGAUGAAUGAAACAACUUCUCGAUAGAACUUGAUUCUAGUGAACUCAGAAAUUCUGUAAAAGCUAGGAUGUAUAAUCACUGAGUGCUGUCAGUGUUGCCAACAUUUAACAUAUUCUUGUGAAAUUUUUCAUAUAAAUAUUACUAUACAAAGGUAAUCUAGGUUUUGAUAUAUAUCCAGAAUAAGAAUCUGCUUUUCUUUUCUUAUUUAAGAGUAGCUACAUAGAUACUUAAUAGCAAAGAGUUUACAUGAUGCGUACAAAAAAAAAAGCUGGAUCUAGUUUCUGGUUUGAUUUAAAAAUGAUAUGCUUAAGAUAUACUUUAUGAAAAAGUAUAGAAACUCCCCUAGUAGAUUUGAAAUGCGUUCUUGACAAAAAUGCCAACUCUAUCUUUAAGAUCAAGGAAAUCUGAUUGUCCAUAAUGGUAUCAUAGAUCUGUUAAUAUGUAACAUAUUAAUAGGUAACCCAUGUAAAAUUGUUCAUAAGCCAUAUUUUAAAGGUUUAAAAAAUGCUUAAUGUGCUCCAUUUGCAGUAUAACUUCUAAUAUUUCUGCUAUGUGGUGAGUAUUAUUUGUAAGAGGUGAUGUGAGGCAAAGGAUGUUAGAAUAGCCAAAAUGUUUUUAUGAAUUAACCUUUAAUGGCAAUGAUAAGUGAAUAAAAUUAAACUAUUAUUUU
Hipposideros armiger (great roundleaf bat) is the source of this 3417-nucleotide messenger RNA. RefSeq names its product NAD kinase 2, mitochondrial (gene NADK2). The record is from RefSeq and is a predicted model, not a curated record. NCBI's taxonomy places the organism in Eukaryota, Metazoa, Chordata, Mammalia, Chiroptera, Hipposideridae. Gene Ontology annotation, molecular function: NAD+ kinase activity. The transcript has 9 exons. Bases 295 to 1476 code for a protein of 393 amino acids. Gene Ontology annotation, cellular component: mitochondrion. Gene Ontology annotation, biological process: NAD+ metabolic process; NADP+ biosynthetic process.